Symbiodinium pilosum is the source of this 1587-nucleotide messenger RNA. NCBI's taxonomy places the organism in Eukaryota, Dinophyceae, Suessiales, Symbiodiniaceae. The record is from the annotation of a GenBank genome assembly.
AUGGUGAGGAAAGAGACGCUGAGAGUUCUUAGCGGAGAUGGCGUUCGAGUACGGAGCAUUUGUGGUGAUGUGCACAUUCCUCGAUCUGAGUUGGACCAGGUGAUGAACACGGAAGCCUUGGACAAGGAGACAAAAUUUGAUGCUGACGUGAUAGUGCUGGCCUGCAAGGCAUGGGAGGUCGAGCGAUGCUUGAAGAUGUGCCAACCCUGGUGCGGGGCAAGCACUCUUGUCCUGCCGCUUCAAAACGGCGUAGAUGCUUUUGGCAAAGUCCGAUCUAUUGUGACUUCUUGGGGCAAGGGCCGACCUCUGGUCGGUUGGUGUAACAUUGUUGCUGCCAUCCAGGAGCCUGGACUCAUAAAGCACUGGGCUGCCAAUCCGCCUUGCAUUUACUAUGGCGAGUUUGAGGGUGCUCCAACCUCAAGGACGAAGCAGGUCGAGUCCGUGCUUGCCACGUGCGAUGGCAUGGCAGUCUCGUUGGAGCAAGAUGCACUUUCUAAGUGUUGGGAAAAGUUCUCUUUCAUCUGCUCAACAACGGCAGUUCAGGCAACUGCCGGCCCCUCUGCAACCCAGGACCUCAUCCCGCAGGUGCCCGAGCUUGAGCAGAUGUGGCGUUCGGCCAUGGAAGAGGUCAUUGCGAUAGCGAGAAAGAGCGGCAUUGACUAUCAACAGUCAUGGAUGGAAAAGCGCAUUCCCAUCUUGCGAGACGCUGUUGGUGCAACCACGAGCUGUAGUCGAGAUCUAUGGGCUGGAAGGCACAGCGAGCUUGAAGAUUUGCUGGGGUCGGUACACCGCAUGGGCCAGGAGAAGGGCGUUGCCACACCCGUAGUCUCCACCUGCUUCCGAGCUUUGACCGUGCGAGAUCGGUUGGCACGGAGGGCCACGACGCUGCCAAUUUAUCCUAUGUUGGAGGGCCAGAAAAUCCUCGGUACCAUUUGCAACCAUAAAGGGCAGCAGCUCCCCGCAGAUCGGACACUUGCACAGAAGAAGGCAGAGGAGUAUUUGCAGCCUGAGUGGUACGUUUGCCCUAUGACAUCUGCAAUUGCUUCUGGCGGCCAAUGCGAAGUUCCUGAGGGUGUCCAAAUGCUUUGGGAAGCAGAACUCGGGGUGGUGAUCUCGCACAGCUGUGAGAAUCUUUCCCCAGAUGAAGCGAUGGAUUAUGUUGGGGGCUACUGCAUGGUGCUUGACUUGACUGGUGGGAAUCUUGGCUUUGAAUCUAUGAAGUACGGCCAUUCCUGGACCCGAAACAAAUGCCAGAACACCUUCAAGCCAGUGGGAGCCUUUAUUCCAGCUUCGGAGCUUCCGAAGCCGGAGUCUUUACGUAUCAUCUGCCGCGUGAACGGGAAGACAGUCGCACAAGAUGAGACCAGCAAAAUGAAGUUCACCAUUGCGCAACAAAUUGCCGAUGCCAGCGAGCUGACGCCUCUGCGAAGAGGCGACAUUCUCUUGACCGGCGCAGGCUCGCUGGGGCCCUUGACCGUUGGUGACUUUGUUGAGGGAGCUAUCGAGGGCCUGAGUGCAAAGUACACUGUGAGCGCUACUCUGGUAGCCCAGCCGAAAAGGCGAAAGCUGGAACACGCAAAGCUUUAG